Molecule: messenger RNA, 825 nt
Organism: Dendronephthya gigantea
Lineage: Eukaryota; Metazoa; Cnidaria; Anthozoa; Malacalcyonacea; Nephtheidae
Product: collagen alpha-1(I) chain-like
Exons: 2
Coding region: 1-825 (274 amino acids)
Source: RefSeq, a predicted model, not a curated record
AUGAAGAGAGGAUAUCCUUAUUCACACGGUAAUCUUCAUUUUGGGUAUGAGUAUGAGUAUAGACCUAAAAGUGCAAAAGGAGGUACCGGUGAACACGGUGAGAUAGGGCAUGAAGGACCUAAAGGAGAUGCAGGACCUAAAGGAGAUGCAGGACGUGUACGACCUACAGGUCUACCAGGGCGAAAAGGAGAUCCGGGACCGCAAGGACUAAAAGGUGAUCAAGGUUCGCAAGGACCACAAGGACCACAAGGACUACAAGGACUAAAGGGCGAUCGAGGACCGCAAGGACUGCAAGGAUUAAAAGGUGAUCAGGGUUUGCAAGGACCCGUAGGGCAGCAAGGAUCACAAGGAGCGGGGGCGACAGCAGCAAAAGGUGAUAAAGGACAGGAUGGUGCAAGAGGCUCCCAAGGCCCGCGCGGUGUUAAAGGGGAUCGCGGUACAAAAGGGGAUCAGGGUCUACAGGGUCCAAAAGGUGAUAAAGGCGAUAAAGGUGAUAAAGGUAGCACAGGAGAUCAAGGACCACGCGGAGGUGAUGGUAAGAAAGGGGAUAGAGGUAUUCAGGGGGAUCCAGGUGUAAAAGGUGAUACAGGUAACGCUGGACCUAGAGGUCCAAGAGGAGCACCAGGACCCACAGGACCCGCAGGACCUAUAGGGUCGCAAGGACCUACGGGACCGCAAGGACAACCAGGCACAGCUGUGGCAAAAGGUGAUAAAAGAGAUAAAGGCGAUAAGGGCGAUAAAGGUAAUGAAGGAAAUCAAGGGGUACGGGGUCCUCCAGGGCUUGUGGGACCUGCAGGUCCUACAGGCCCUAAAGGGAGCAAGUAA